AUGAAAUCGUUUUUUCGAAGCGCCAUUUACACCAAACUCUCAUUUCCCAUUCGCCCCUUAAACCCUAACCCCCACCGCGCCGCCCCACUCGCACUCCUCCUGCGGCCCUCCGCCGGCGGACUCUCCACCCUCAGCUCGAUGGCCAGCGACGGGAGUGGUUCCAACGCGCCCCCUUCUCCCACCGCCGCCGCGCUCGAGAAGCAGUUCGAGGUGUUCCGGCAUCAGCUCGACGGCUCCGGCGGCCUUCGCGAGCGUAUUCGGGGCGUUGCCUCGGAGAUUGAGUCCGUCACGAGGAUUAUCCAGUCGAGCCUUCUGCUUAUUCACCAGUCUCGCCCUGUACCUGAGGUUUUGGAGAAGGCCAAGGGACGGAUUGGUGAGUUAAGGGAACUAUACAGCAAACUUGCCGGGAUUAUCCAAGAAUACCCUGGGCAGUAUUACAGGUAUCAUGGUGAUUGGAGGACUGAGACUCAAACAGUAGUGUCUUUGCUUGCUUUCAUGCAUUACUUAGAAACUGAGAGUCUUCUUCUGCACGCGGAGGCUGAAGAAAAACUUGGGUUGAACCCCGUGGAGUUUGGUCUCGAUGUUGAAGACUAUCUAAUUGGAAUUUGUUUUAUGUCUAAUGAUUUGCCAAGGUAUGUUGUCAACCAAGUGACUGCUGGGGAUUAUGACUGCACAAGAAAAGUACUGAAAUUUCUAACUGAUCUGCAUGCUGCAUUUCGCAUGCUGAACCUCCGAAACGACUUUCUGCGCAAGAAAUUUGAUGGAAUGAAGUAUGACCUCAGAAGAGUCGAGGAAGUUUAUUAUGACGUGAAAAUAAGAGGAUUGGCAGCAAAAGAUAACUCAGGUGGGGCUGAAGGAGACGAACAACCAUCAUCUUGA
Striga hermonthica is the source of this 879-nucleotide messenger RNA. Lineage: Eukaryota; Viridiplantae; Streptophyta; Magnoliopsida; Lamiales; Orobanchaceae. The record is from the annotation of a GenBank genome assembly.